Messenger RNA from Homalodisca vitripennis (glassy-winged sharpshooter), 1830 nucleotides. RefSeq lists its product as uncharacterized. The record is from RefSeq and is a predicted model, not a curated record. The coding region runs from base 1 to 1830 and encodes 609 amino acids. The transcript has a single exon. NCBI's taxonomy places the organism in Eukaryota, Metazoa, Arthropoda, Insecta, Hemiptera, Cicadellidae.
AUGACUGCGUUGUUUUAUGUGUUGUCAACUAAGAUAGAAAUGGUUUGUCCCACUGUAAUAGUAAGUGAAGCUCGCUAUGUACAAGUGGGGUUAAUGAAACAAGUGGUGCAAAGAGUCCAUUCGCAACAGCUCUGUCAGGACGUGCAGACGUCACCGAUGUGUCACAACACUUGGACACAAUCUAUGUGCGGAUGUGAUCAAAGAGUCCAUUCGCAACAGCUCUGUCAGGAUGUGCAGACGUCACCGAUGUGUCACAACACUUGGACACAAUCUAUGUGCGGAUGUGAUCAAAGAGUCCAUUCGCAACAGCUCUGUCAGGAUGUGCAGACGUCACCGAUGUGUCACAACACUUGGACACAAUCUAUGUGCGGAUGUGAUCAAAGAGUCCAUUCGCAACAGCUCUGUCAGGAUGUGCAGACGUCACCGAUGUGUCACAACACUUGGACACAAUCUAUGUGCGGAUGUGAUCAAAGAGUCCAUUCGCAACAGCUCUGUCAGGAUGUGCAGACGUCACCGAUGUGUCACAACACUUGGACACAAUCUAUGUGCGGAUGUGAUCAAAGAGUCCAUUCGCAACAGCUCUGUCAGGACGUGCAGACGUUACCGAUGUGUCACAACACUUGGACACAAUCUAUGUGCGGAUGUGAUCAAAGAGUCCAUUCGCAACAGCUCUGUCAGGAUGUGCAGACGUCACCGAUGUGUCACAACACUUGGACACAAUCUAUGUGCGGAUGUGAUCAAAGAGUCCAUUCGCAACAGCUCUGUCAGGACGUGCAGACGUCACCGAUGUGUCACAACACUUGGACACAAUCUAUGUGCGGAUGUGAUCAAAGAGUCCAUUCGCAACAGCUCUGUCAGGACGUGCAGACGUCACCGAUGUGUCACAACACUUGGACACAAUCUAUGUGCGGAUGUGAUCAAAGAGUCCAUUCGCAACAGCUCUGUCAGGACGUGCAGACGUCACCGAUGUGUCCCAACACUUGGACACAAUCUAUGUGCGGAUGUGAUCAAAGAGUCCAUUCGCAACAGCUCUGUCAGGACGUGCAGACGUCACCGAUGUGUCACAACACUUGGACACAAUCUAUGUGCGGAUGUGAUCAAAGAGUCCAUUCGCAACAGCUCUGUCAGGACGUGCAGACGUCACCGAUGUGUCACAACACUUGGACACAAUCUAUGUGCGGAUGUGAUCAAAGAGUCCAUUCGCAACAGCUCUGUCAGGACGUGCAGACGUCACCGAUGUGUCACAACACUUGGACACAAUCUAUGUGCGGAUGUGAUCAAAGAGUCCAUUCGCAACAGCUCUGUCAGGACGUGCAGACGUCACCGAUGUGUCACAACACUUGGACACAAUCUAUGUGCGGAUGUGAUCAAAGAGUCCAUUCGCAACAGCUCUGUCAGGACGUGCAGACGUCACCGAUGUGUCACAACACUUGGACACAAUCUAUGUGCGGAUGUGAUCAAAGAGUCCAUUCGCAACAGCUCUGUCAGGACGUGCAGACGUCACCGAUGUGUCACAACACUUGGACACAAUCUAUGUGCGGAUGUGAUCAAAGAGUCCAUUCGCAACAGCUCUGUCAGGACGUGCAGACGUCACCGAUGUGUCACAACACUUGGACACAAUCUAUGUGCGGAUGUGAUCAAAGAGUCCAUUCGCAACAGCUCUGUCAGGACGUGCAGACGUCACCGAUGUGUCACAACACUUGGACACAAUCUAUGUGCGGAUGUGAUCAAAGAGUCCAUUCGCAACAGCUCUGUCAGGACGUGCAGACGUCACCGAUGUGUCACAACACUUGGACACAAUCUAUGUGCGGAUGUGAUCUCAAUUGGUGA